Pygoscelis adeliae (Adelie penguin) is the source of this 989-nucleotide messenger RNA. RefSeq names its product patatin-like phospholipase domain containing 1 (gene PNPLA1). The record is from RefSeq and is a predicted model, not a curated record. The transcript has 7 exons. Gene Ontology annotation, biological process: lipid homeostasis; triglyceride catabolic process. Lineage: Eukaryota; Metazoa; Chordata; Aves; Sphenisciformes; Spheniscidae. Gene Ontology annotation, molecular function: triacylglycerol lipase activity. Bases 126 to 989 code for a protein of 287 amino acids. Gene Ontology annotation, cellular component: lipid droplet; membrane; cytoplasm.
UCUUCUGGGGUCCUCUGCAACCAGAGAUGAGCCUGGAGAAAGCAGAGGAGAAGACAUCUUGAGGUUCAUCUGGUGAAAAAGGGCAACCUGAGACAUCAAGCCGGAUAAGCCAAUUUGAUCUCAAGAUGGCUGAGGAGGAUCUCCGGGGUUUGAGCACCCCUUUCUCGCUCUCCUUUUCGGGCAGUGGCUUUCUCGCCCUGUACCAGAUUGGGGUGGUGCAGUCCCUCCUGGAGCUGGCUCCCGAACUCCUCAAGUCCGCGUGCAAGGUCUAUGGGUCGUCUGCCGGCUCGCUCAUCGCUGCCGCCGUGGUGUGCGGCAUCAGCCUUGAUGACCUGAAGGAAUUUUUCUUUGCCAUGGCAAAGGAAGUCAGGAAAACCACCCUGGGCCCUCUCUCUCCCAAGUGCAGCUUGCUGGCGAAUAUCAGGACUGUUUUGCAGCGGAUGCUACCAGAGGACUCUUACCAGCUGGCUUCGGGGCGGCUGCACAUCUCGCUCACGCGGGUGGCGGAUGGCCAAAACGUUAUGGCAUCUGAGUUCAGCUCGAAAGAGGAGCUCAUUCAGGCUCUCCUCUGCAGCUGCUUUCUUCCUAUCUACUGUGGAUUCAUCCCGCCAUCCUACCGAGGUGUGAUCUUCAACGGCAGCAUUCAGAUCUCGAUAGAAAACCUCUGCAGGAUUAGCUAUGCUCUCUUUCCGCCUAGCACCAUGGUCUUGAAUGACAUUUUCUCCCAAGGGUACCAGGACACGGCCCUUUUCCUGUACAGGAACAAUGCCUUUGGCUUUAACUACUUCGAUGGCAAUUUCCGCUUCGCCAGCAUGUGUGGGAAGAACGACUUUACACAGUCCAACGGGACAUUCACUAGCCUACGCAAAAGCAUACCGCAGCGUGUGGCUCCUUGCUUCCUGCCAGGGAAGCAAGCUGGAAAACUCAGCUCCACGCAGUUCAAACCAGCUGCAAUAGAUCCUGUCUUCAGCCUGAAAUGCCUCCUUUAA